AUGAUGUUCCCCAGCCUCAUCGCCCCUCCAGCCGUCUACCCCAGCCUCCUCCGGCCGACCCCCACCCUCACCUUGCCUCAGUCUCUGCAAUCAGCUUUUUCCAGCCAUUCCAGCUUCCUGGUGGAAGAUUUGAUCCGGAUCAGCAGGCCCACCAGUUACCUGCCCAGGACUGCCCCCCCGUCCAGCAUGUCUCCCCCGACCUCGGCGGCCAGGACGGACUCGGGGACGCCGGAGCUCCCCAGCUCCACCACCGCCGGCUCCAGGAGGAUCUGUUCGCCGCAGACUUCAAGCAGCGACUCCACUUUCCUGAAGUUUGGAGUCAACGCCAUUCUCUCCUCCGCCCCCCGAGCCGAAACCUCCCCUGCGUUGCUUCAGAGCGUCCCGCCAAAGACUUUCUCCUUUCCGUACUUUGAAGGAUCCUUCCAGCCCUUUAUCAGAUCUUCCUAUUUCCCAGCUGCCUCUGCCGUGGUCCCCAUCCCUGGCACCUUCUCCUGGCCGCUGGCUGCCCGCGGGAAGCCCCGCCGGGGGAUGCUGCGCCGCGCCGUCUUCUCCGAUGUGCAGCGCAAAGCGCUGGAGAAGAUGUUCCAGAAGCAGAAAUACAUCAGCAAACCCGACAGGAAGAAGUUGGCAGCCAAGCUGGGCCUCAAGGACUCACAGGUGAAGAUCUGGUUCCAGAACAGGAGGAUGAAAUGGAGGAACUCCAAAGAGAGAGAGCUCCUCUCUUCAGGUGGCUGCAGAGAACAGACCCUACCUACCAAGUUCAACCCUCACCCAGACCUCAGUGACGUAGGCAAGAAAUGUUCAGGAGAGGAGGAGGAGGAGGAAGUUCCCCCUGUGUGCCCACCCAGCCCCCGGCAUCCCUUAACCUACCACCAGUCCACAGAACAUCUACACCUGAGGGACAGACUGGACUCCCAGAUGUCUCCUUCGCCAUCCCAUUCCAGCAGCCCCAGCAAACCUUCAGACUUCUCAGACUCAGAGGAAGAGGAUGAUGAAGGGGAAGAGGAAGAGGAGGAGAUAACUGUCUCUUAGAUCACUUGCCUGCCCCUACCAUCACAUGGGGACACUGCAAAGAUGUAAAUAAAACAGAGUGCUAUAAAUUGAAGAGGUGAUGUCCCACCCCAAUGUCCACAUGUUUCUUCAGUGCAGGUUCUUUGUCACAUAGUUGCAAGCCUUCCUACUCACUGGUAUUCCUUAUUCGUUGCUCCAUGUGGAGGUUUUCAUAUUCACAGUAUCUGCCAACCUUUUCAUAACUCUCUCUGCUUAACAAUCAAUAUUUGCUCAAUUAGCUUACCUUCUCCCAAAACACAGGCAACAGGCAGCUCCUGGCUUUACAGCAGGGAGGAAAGUAUAGCCUGUUGGAAGGAAAACUUUUUUUCCCCCU
Messenger RNA from Neopelma chrysocephalum (saffron-crested tyrant-manakin), 1384 nucleotides. RefSeq names its product developing brain homeobox 1 (gene DBX1). NCBI's taxonomy places the organism in Eukaryota, Metazoa, Chordata, Aves, Passeriformes, Pipridae. Gene Ontology annotation, molecular function: DNA-binding transcription factor activity, RNA polymerase II-specific; DNA binding. The transcript is spliced from 4 exons. The coding region runs from base 1 to 1032 and encodes 343 amino acids. Gene Ontology annotation, biological process: regulation of transcription by RNA polymerase II; cell differentiation in spinal cord. The record is from RefSeq and is a predicted model, not a curated record.